Molecule: messenger RNA, 1648 nt
Organism: Zingiber officinale
Lineage: Eukaryota; Viridiplantae; Streptophyta; Magnoliopsida; Zingiberales; Zingiberaceae
Product: aminotransferase ALD1 homolog
Exons: 8
Coding region: 49-1362 (437 amino acids)
Biological process (GO): systemic acquired resistance, salicylic acid mediated signaling pathway; L-pipecolic acid biosynthetic process
Cellular component (GO): chloroplast
Molecular function (GO): L-lysine:pyruvate alpha-transaminase activity; pyridoxal phosphate binding
Source: RefSeq, a predicted model, not a curated record
UCUUCAAUUCCAAACUCCACACUCAUCUCAACUCCCUUCCAUCCACUCAUGGGGUUCAUUGCCUUUCCACCAAAGUCAAUUCAUCAUCUCAAGGCAGGGCCUUCAUGCAUUAUCAGAAAACAAGUCAAAAUGGGCAUAGUGUGCCAUUUAAAGGUUGCUCGCAAUGGAAAUAUGGAGAAACUUCAAAAUGGAUAUCUGUUUCCUGAGAUUUCAAUGAGGCAAAUGGUUCAUAUGGAGAAGUAUCCAAAUGCCAAAAUCAUCAGCUUGGGGAUUGGUGACACAACUGAGCCUAUUCCUCUCAUUAUAGCAUCUGCUAUGUCCGAGUAUUCUCAUCAACUCUCCACCAAGGAAGGCUAUCAGGGAUAUGGAGCAGAGCAAGGAGAUAAAGAACUGAGGAAGGCAAUUGCAGCAACUAUUUACAAAGACAUGGGCAUCAAACACACUGAAGUCUUCAUCUCAGAUGGUGCACAAUGCGAUAUCUCUAGAAUUCAGCUGUUGUUCGGAUCCAAUGCCACAAUUGCAGUGCAAGAUCCCACCUUUCCAGCUUAUGUGGAUUCGAGCAUCAUAAUCGGGCAGACAGGCGAAUUCAUGAGGAGCAGCGGCAAGUACGGAGGGAUCGAGUACAUGAAAUGCGGGCCGGAGAACUCCUUCUUCCCUGACUUCGCCGGCGUCCCGAGGACCGACAUCAUCUUCUUCUGCUCGCCUAACAAUCCGACGGGCCACGCCGCGUCGAGGGAGCAGCUGGAGCAGCUGGUGGAGGUGGCGAGCAGGAAUGGCUCAGUCAUCGUCUACGACUCUGCUUAUUCUGCUUAUGUUUCAGACGGCAGUCCUACUUCCAUCUACGAAAUCCCCGGCGCUAAAGAGGUAGCCAUAGAGAUCUCAUCCUUCUCGAAACUCGCUGGAUUUACCGGCAUCCGUCUCGGAUGGACAGUGGUGCCGCACGAGCUUUCAUUCUCCAAUGGCUUCCCCAUUCACAAGGACUUCGACCGCAUCGUCUGCACGUGCUUCAACGGCGCGUCCAACAUCGCACAGAGAGGUGGCCUGGCGUGCCUCUCGAAGGAAGGCAGCAAGGCCAUGAGGAAGGUGAUCCAAGUUUACAAGGAGAAUGCGAGGGUGUUAGCUGAGACAUUUGCUUCGAUGGGUCUCCAGGUUUAUGGGGGCAGUAAUUCUCCUUAUGUUUGGGUUCACUUCCCUGGAAGGAAAUCUUGGCAAGUUUUUGCUGAAAUCCUCGAGAAGACUCACAUAAUUACAGUGCCAGGGAGUGGAUUUGGCCCUGGUGGCGAAGGCUUUAUCAGAGUUAGCUCAUUCAACAGCAGGGAGUGCAUCCGAGAAGCAUGCCACAGGCUCAAGAACUUUCUCUGAAAGCUUCAGCAACUUUCUGAAAAACAAAACAAAACUAUGGAAUAGAAUUCAUAAAGGUCACAAGAAUGUUUGCUUGUCAGUUCAGUUGUAUCGUGAUCCUCAUGAAUUGAGGAGAAACAAUUAAUCACCAUUCCCUUUGCUUGCCCAAAGUCACAAUUAGAUCUUAGCAAUACAUGAAUCACGAACUCAGUGCCUUUCAUGUAUAUCCAAGUCAGAGAUCGUAUCGAAGAAAGAAAACACUCAAAGAUAAGGUUUCAAGAAAAACACACACACACACACACGCUUU